CCAAGAUGGCGAUGGUAUUGCCGCAUCGUUCGUAUCAACAGCAGUAGUCAAGGCGACAUCAUCAUGUACAUCUUUGACUGCUACUGGUUUUCCGUUUUCUGCUGAGAACACAGAUGCGGUGCUAAGUCAGGGUGACUCUCUAUUUUACGUUUAUUUUCUCUCACUGAGUUAUUUAUUUUUGAUGAAAAAUAUUCCCUCCUUAUGGCUGUGUUAUUGUAAACUGCAGCAUUUCAAGAGGACUGCGAGAAGCCUCGUUAUUCUAAUGGUAAUUAUAUUUAGCACAAACAAUGAGACGUAAUCUGGCGUUAUUGAAGGUAAGUGGAAGUAGGAGGACAUAUGAUUUGCAUAAUUUUCCAAACAUCCAGAACAGUUUAUAGAAAUGAAAUGUGUCCUGCAUUGUCGGUUAAUGGAAACAUGCAAUAAGGAUUGGAGAAUAAGGGGAUGAAGGAGAAAUCCUAGUCAGAGGAGUGUGUGUAAUAUGUACAUGUUUUAAUUGAGUGGCUUUUGCAACCGAAGAUGGGGUUGCCUGUCGAUAAGCAGUGAAAAAAGUAAUGUAUAGACUGUAGGUAUGUAAGAAUAGAAUGUUAGAUUGUAGACGUGCUUCCACAACAUACCUGUGUGAGCGAGCAAACAUGUUGCUAUGCAGGCCAACAUCCACAUGUUGUCUAUAUAUAUAAAAUCACUUGCAAGACAGAUACUUUAUUCUAUCUAUCUAUCUAUCUAUCUAUCUAUCUAUCUAUCUAUCUAUCUAUCUAUCUAUCUAUCUAUCUAUCUAUCUAUCUAUCUAUCUAUCUAUCUAUCUAUCUAUCUAUAGACACUCUAUGCUACAGCUAAUGUUGGAUGGGUAUAAAUAUUUAUGUGCUAAACUUUCUAUCUGUAUUCAGACAUGGAAAGAUGAAGAAGGAAACUAUUCAGAGAAAUGAUGGAGAAACAAAUUCUUCAAAAAUAGACAAAUAUGGGAUAUAGCAGAAAGUCACAUGUUGUUGAUGAACUUUAAAGCAUCUAAUCAGUAUUGAUUCAUCUUUCUGAUAAAGGAUAGAUCUACCCUGUGCUGGUUACAGAACAUUGAUUGACUGCAUUGGACUAAGAGGACAUCAGUGCUGUGAUGAAACAAUACGUCUCUCCAGUGCCGUUGUAAAUUAUGAGAACAGUCGAUUGUGUGUUCUCAGAAGAAUCAAGACUACGCUGCAAAGAGAAAAGUGAUACAUUAUUUUUAUAUUAAUCCACUGCUGCAGGACAACAUGCCUUAUAUUCUUUGAUUAAAACAAGACUGAAAAUUUUGAUUCAGAGUUUUCACCAUGCCUCGCAAUCAAGCUUUUUCUGAACCAGAGUACUCUGUGGAGUAUUCGGCAGACUGCUCUGUGACAUUGCCCUCUGAUCCGGGGCAGGCUGUUGGGCGAACACACGAGGUUACAGUUCGAAAUUCUGGAUCCUGCCUUUGCCUGCCACGGUUUAUGCGCCUGACAUUUGCACCAGAGUCGUUGGAGAAUCUCUACCAGACCUACUUCAGAAGGCAGAGACAUGAAACACUUUUGGUGCUGGUUGUGUUUGCUGCUCUUUUUGAUAGUUACAUCCUCAUCAUGUGUGCAGUGGUUUAUACCUCUGAAAAACUUGCAUCUGUUUCUGUGGCAACUGUGGGAUUGGCAGGAGAUAUUCUUCUCUACCUGCUGUGCCGCUUUGGGUUGUUACCAGACCGGAUCUCAAGGCGUUUUGUGCCCUAUUCCCUCUGGGUCCUUAUCGCAUUACAGAUAUUUUGCCACUUGGGUCUAAACUACGCUCGUUUCCACCAGGCUAGUGACACAGUGGGUUGGCAGGCCUUCUUCAGCUUUUCUUUUUUCCUUACUCUGCCUUUGAGACUAACACCCAUUGUGCUCAUCACUACUGUAUCCUGUGGGGUUCACACCCUGGUUCUUGGAGUCACCAUUGCUCAGCAGCAGCAGGAGAACAUCCAUGGCUCAGCGCUCGCCAGACAGCUACUGGCCAACAUUGUGAUCUAUAUUUGUGCCAUCACCGUGGGUGUCACAUCGUACUACAUGGCUGACCGGAAGCAUCGAAAGGCUUUUCUGGAAGCAAGACAGUCACUGGAGGUUAAACUUAACCUAGAAGAGCAAAGCCAGCAACAGGAACGUCUCCUGCUCUCCAUUCUUCCCAAGCACAUAGCUGAUGAGAUGCUUCAGGAUAUGAAGAAGGAGCCCAGUCAAAAAGAGAUGCAACAGUUCAACACCAUGUACAUGUACAGGCAUGAAAAUGUCAGUAUUUUGUUUGCAGAUAUUGUGGGUUUCACCCAGCUGUCGUCAUCUUGCAGUGCCCAGGAGCUGGUGAAGCUGCUCAAUGAGCUCUUUGCUCGCUUUGACAAGCUGGCUGCUAAAUAUCAUCAAUUGAGGAUCAAGAUCCUGGGAGACUGCUACUACUGCAUCUGUGGACUUCCAGAAUACAGGGGAGACCAUGCUGCCUGUUCCAUCAGGAUGGGCCUGGCUAUGGUGGAUGCUAUCUCGUAUGUCCGUGAAAAAACCCAAACCAAUGUUGAUAUGAGGGUUGGAGUUCACAGUGGAACAGUACUUGGAGGAGUGCUAGGACAGAAACGCUGGCAGUAUGAUGUUUGGUCUACGGAUGUCACAGUAGCCAACAAAAUGGAAGCAGGAGGCAUUCCAGGACGUGUUCACAUCUCACAAAGUACCAUGGAGUGUCUUCAUGGAGAGUUUGAUGUGGAGCCAGGAAAUGGAGGCGAUCGCUGUGACUACCUGAGGGAGCGAGGUAUUGAGACCUUCCUGGUGACUGUACCUAAAGAUCCCCUGGGAAGAAAUGGAAUCAGCCCUGUGAAGCUGUCAGUAACCUCUUCUAAUGGAAAUUCCCCACUAUUAAUCAACACAACAGAGUGUAAUGGCAGCAUGGAGGCAGCCUGCAACACACCUGAAGAACCAGAAGAGUUGGACACAAGGGUAGUGAACCCAUCUUUUCCAAAUCCACGAAGGAGGCUCCGACUGCGGGACCUGGCUGAACGGGUGAUUGAUGCCCAAGAGAAUGAGCAAGAGCUCAAUAAGUUGCUUAAUGAGGCUCUGUUGGAGAGAGAAACAGUUCAAGCUCUGAAGGGAAAACACACCAACAGGCUUUCUUUGAGGUUUGUGGAUCCAGACCUAGAGGUUCGUUAUUCUAUUGAGAAGGAGAAGCAGAGUGGUGCUGCCUUCUGUUGCUCCUGUGUUGUUCUUCUCUUUACUACAGUAAUGGAGGCACUCAUAGACCCCAGGCUCAUUAUAAACUACAUCACCUUUGCAGUAGGAGAGAUUUUGCUGUUUAUCCUGACAAUCUGCUCUCUUGCGGCUAUCUUUCCAGGAGUCUUUCCCAAAAAGUUGGUGUCUUUCUCAAUCUGGAUUGACCACACCCGUUGGGCUCGAAAUACGUGGGCCAUUGCAGCUAUUUUCAUCUUAACCAUGGCAGACCUUUUAGAUAUGCUCAGUUGUACACCUGGAGUCCCAGCUUCAGGCAGCACCACAGUGGCUCCGUUUUCUUCCUCAUCUUCACAGUCCAGCCUUGGAGGAUGCCUGAAUAAUCCUAAAUAUUACAGCUUUAUAGCAGUGCUUGCACUAAUAGCCACUACUAUGCUAGUUCAGGUCAGUCACAUGGUCAAGCUAACCCUGAUGCUACUUAUAACAGCAACAACUGGCAUCGUUAACAUCUACAGUUGGAAAGACAUCUUUGACCACUACGACAUGGUUCGCUUCCAAGAAUACAGCUCAGAGAUGGUUCCCUCCAAGUUCACCAUGACAGUUAUGAUCUUCAUUAUGAUGGCCAGCUUCUAUUACUUCUCCAGACAUGUGGAGAAGCUUGCUCGCACGCUUUUCUUAUGGAAGAUAGAAGUCCAUGAGCAGAAGGAGAAAGUAUAUGAAAUGAGGCGCUGGAAUGAAGCUCUUGUAACAAACAUGUUACCUGAACACGUGGCUCGACACUUCCUGGGUUCCAAGAAAAGGGAUGAGGAGUUGUACAGCCAGUCAUACGAUGAGAUUGGUGUCAUGUUUGCCUCAAUUCCCAACUUCUCUGACUUUUACACAGAGGAGAGCAUCAAUAAUGGUGGCAUUGAAUGUCUACGGUUUCUCAACGAGAUCAUCUCAGACUUUGAUAGUCUACUGGAUGAGCCCAAAUUUCGCUACAUCACAAAGAUCAAGACCAUUGGGAGCACAUACAUGGCAGCAUCAGGUGUCACCUCUGAUGUCAAUGAUGGUUACAUGUGCAUGAAGAAGGAAGAGCAGUCUGACAGAGAGCGCUGGCAGCACCUGGCAGACUUGGCAGACUUUGCUCUGGCCAUGAAGGUGACACUAAUGAACAUCAACUACCAGUCAUUCAACAACUUCAUGCUACGCAUUGGCCUGAACAAAGGAGGAGUGCUAGCUGGAGUGAUUGGUGCCCGGAAACCCCACUAUGACAUCUGGGGAAACACUGUGAAUGUGGCCAGUCGUAUGGAGUCCACAGGAGUGAUGGGAAAUAUCCAGGUAGUGGAGGACUGCUAUAAUAUUUUGAAGGAGUAUGGCUUCCGCUUUGUGAGAAGAGGACCCAUCUUUGUAAAGGGAAAAGGAGAACUGCUCACUUAUUUUCUUAAAGGAAGAGACAAACAGGGCUCAUUUAUUAAUGGUUCAUCCGUCACUCUACCACAUCAAGUAGUAGAUAGUUAAAGUUCUCGGAUCUUUAGUCAAACACUUCCUUUUCCCAUCAGUCACUUCCGCAUUGUUUUGAAUGGUGUAACAGGCAAAGGAGAACCAAAAUUUACUUUAAAGGUUUAAAAGUACAAUUAUGUAUCACAAUUUCAUAAAUGUCUAUCAGUCUGCAACACUUUAGAAAGAUGGAAAGAUAGAUGACCAGAUACAGUGGGGGGAAAAAGUAUUUAGUAAGCCACCAAUUGUGCAAGUUGUCCCAUUUUAAAGAUGAGGCCUGUAAAUGACAUCACAGGUAGACCUCACCUAUGAGAGACAAAAUGAGAAAACAUCUAGAAAUUCACAUUGUCUGAUUUUUAAAAAAUAAUUUAUCUGCAAUUAUGGUGGAAAAUAAGUAUUUGGUCAAUAACACACAAGCAAGAUUUCUGGUUCACACAGCCCUAUAAUUUCUGUAAGAAGAAUGAAUGGGGCCAUGUGUCGUGUGAUUUUGAGUGCAAACCUCCUUCCAUCAACACGAUGGAAGUGGCUGGGUCUUUCAGCAUGACAAUGAUCCCAAGCACACCACCAGGGCAACAAAGGAGUGGUUUCGUAAGAAGCAUUUCAAGGUCCUGAAAUGCUUCUCUCCAGUUUCCAGACCUCAACCCCAUAGAACACCUUGGGAGGGAGGUGAAAGUCCAUGUUGCCCAGCGACAGCCCCAAAACAUCCCUGCUCCAGAGGAAAUCUACAUGGAGGAAUGGCCCAACAUAUCAGCAACAGUGUGUGCCAACUUUUUGAAGACUUACAGAAAACAUUUGACCUCUGUCAUUGCCAACAAAAGAUAUAUAACAAAGUAUUGAGAUGAACUUUUG
Molecule: messenger RNA, 5492 nt
Organism: Poecilia reticulata (guppy)
Lineage: Eukaryota; Metazoa; Chordata; Actinopteri; Cyprinodontiformes; Poeciliidae
Gene: adcy3a
Product: adenylate cyclase 3a
Biological process (GO): intracellular signal transduction; cAMP biosynthetic process; adenylate cyclase-activating G protein-coupled receptor signaling pathway
Cellular component (GO): plasma membrane
Molecular function (GO): adenylate cyclase activity
Source: RefSeq, a predicted model, not a curated record